GAUUGGAGGAGUUGUCAGAGAUGCGCGGAAGGUUUCUUGGGAUCGCCGCGGUCGGCAGAGGAGCUCAGAGUCUUGGCAAGGCGCGGGGUCCGGAGGCAAGACCAUUGAAGAAUGUUUAUUCCAAGAGCACUUAAAGUCAAGAGGACCACUGAUGAUGAUGGGACCUGCGUAGCUAAGAAAAACAAGUCUUCUCCCAGUGAAUCCUCGUUUGAAGAAGCCUCAAAGUUUAGAGAUGCUGAAUUGGAUUUAAAAGACAAUUCUGCCUCAGAAAGGGACUCCUGUCCAGUGGAAGAUUGUACAGAGCCACAAACUUAUCUAAAUUCACCUGUGGCAGUUGUUAAAGGAACUCUGGAAAAUGCAAAAAGCGAGGAAUGUUCUCUUGCAGAGGAACCUGUAAAAUCAUUCAGUAGAACUCAACGCUGGCCACAACCUGGAGAGCCUGUCUGCGUAGUCUGUGGUCGCUAUGGGGAAUACAUCUGUGACCAGACUGAUGAAGAUGUCUGUAGUUUGGAGUGUAAAGCCAAACACCUUUUACGCAUCAAAGAGCAGGAGGAAGGCUCAAAGCCCACUGAUGGUGAAAUAAAGGAAUCUCAGACCAGGUCUGCCUGCCUUGACCAUACUUAUGUCUAUAAAGAAAACGAUUUUGUAUUAAGCCUACAAGAUGGGCAGGUUGACAACUUAAAGCUGCAACUAGGCAUCACUGUGCAAGGUCAAGGAGUUGCAAGACCCAUCGUAGAAUUUGAGCACUGUGGCUUUCCUGACAUUUUAAACUGCAAUUUAAAAAAAUCUGGCUAUGAAGUCCCAACUCCGGUCCAGAUGCAAAUGAUUCCAGUUGGAUUACAGGGCAGGGAUAUCGUGGCCGCUGCUGACACAGGCUCGGGAAAAACUGCAGCUUUCUUGCUUCCAGUUAUAAUUAAAGCUAUGGGCGAGACAGAAAGCCCAUCUGCUCUUAUUUUGACACCAACAAGAGAGCUGGCAAUACAGAUUGAGAAGCAAGCUAAAGAGCUUAUGAUUGGUCUGCCAAACAUGAGAACAGUUCUUCUUGUUGGAGGGUUGCCGUUACCACCGCAGCUUCAUCGCCUAAAACAAAAUGUUAAAGUUAUAAUAGCAACACCUGGAAGGCUCCUAGAAAUUCUAAAGCAAAGCACCAUACAACUCCAUCACAUUAAACUUGUUGUAGUGGAUGAAGCUGAUAGCAUGUUAAAAAUGGGUUUCCAGCAGCAGGUAUUAGAUAUUUUGGAAAAUAUCCCCAGUGAUCGUCAGACUCUUCUAGUGUCGGCUACAAUGCCUUUUGGCACCGAGCAACUGGCAAAUCGGCUUCUGCAAAACCCUGUAAAAAUCACAAUUGGAGAAAAGAAUAUGCCGUGCUCCAACGUUCGCCAGAUUAUCUUGUGGGUAGAGGAACCCUCCAAAAAGAAAAAACUUUUUGAAAUAUUAAAUGAUAAGAAACUCUUCAAGCCUCCGGUGCUGGUGUUUGUAGAAUGCAAACUAGGUGCAGAUCUACUGAGUGACGCUGUUCAUAAAAUCACAGGCUUACAAACAGUAUCGAUGCAUGCUGAUAAACUGCAGACUGAAAGAACUGCCAUAUUACAGGGAUUAUUUCAAGAAAAGUAUGAAGUUGUUGUAAGCACUGGAGUCCUUGGACGAGGACUUGAUCUGGUCAAUGUUAAGCUGGUUGUCAACUUUGACAUGCCAUCCAGUAUGGAUGAAUAUGUACAUCAGGUUGGAAGAGCUGGACGGCUGGGUCACAGUGGAACCGCAAUUACAUUUAUUAAUAACAACAGCAAGAGACUUUUCUGGGAUGUUGUAAAGCGAGUGAAACCUACAGGCACUAUUCUCCCACCCCAAUUAUUAAAUUCCCCAUAUCUGCAUGACCAGAAGAGAAAAGAACAGCAAAGAAGCAAACAGUCACAACAUGGUCUUGUAACAGCUGAUAAGCUUGUGGACAUUAUUCGAAAACAUGACAGAAGCAUUUCGCAGAAGCACUGAGAUGUAAAGUUUCAGGAAAUGUUAUCAAGGUAUUUAUAUUGGUUCCCCCCGUCUCUGUUUUAUCCUCGAGAUAGGUCAGGCUGAGACUGACCCUAUGUGACUAGCCCAAGGACACCCAGCAAGCUUUGAUGGCAGAGUGGGGACUUGAACUUGGGUCUCCUAUAUCCUAGUCUCACACUUGUAAGCACUAUGCCAUGUUGGACUAUUCUGAAGACAUGGGGAUAUUUUUUUCUCUACUUGUGUUGUGGAUGGGUGGAAAUGUUUGUGAAAAUUGAAAAAUACACUGUAUAUAUAAAAGCUAAAUUUUUAAAAUAUA
Messenger RNA from Eublepharis macularius, 2305 nucleotides. RefSeq names its product DEAD-box helicase 59 (gene DDX59). The transcript has 9 exons. The record is from RefSeq and is a predicted model, not a curated record. Gene Ontology annotation, molecular function: RNA helicase activity; ATP binding; nucleic acid binding. NCBI's taxonomy places the organism in Eukaryota, Metazoa, Chordata, Lepidosauria, Squamata, Eublepharidae. The coding region runs from base 112 to 1989 and encodes 625 amino acids.